AGGAGGAGGAGGACCAGGCCGAGCUCCUCACCGGAGAGGUGUCAGCGGGGAAUGAAGAGCGGGGACUCGGCGUCUCCUCCUCCGGUGUGACGGUGUCAACGUUAUAUUCAGAGCGCUGAUGAAGUUCACCAGAGAUCUCUGCCGGUUGCUGGGCUUGGGAGGCGGAGGGCCAUGUGAGGAGGAGAUGGAGGUUCAGAACGGAGCUCCUGACCUGACGGACCGAAGAAAAGACCAAGACUCAUCAUCAUCAUCAUCACAGCAGGCGAUGCUGAACGGUGAGGAGGGGUUGGAUGAGGAGGAGAGAACGAGGAGGAGAGCCGAGAGGAGGAGAGCCAAAAGGAAAAGGCAGAAAGAACGGAAGAAGCUGGAGAGAGAGGAGAGGAUGGAGGAAGCGUCGGAGCAGGAAGAGGAAGCGACUGGAGCGGCGUCAGAGAGUGACAGUGAGGAGGAACUGAAAGAGGAGGAAGAAGAAUGGACCGCUGUUCGUCCCAGAAACAAAUACAACCCUGAGUCGGUCCCAACCGUUGUGACAACAGAGAACAAGAGCAACGGCCUGCUGCCACACAGGACAUCGGAGGAGGAGCCAGAGUGGGAUGUCAGCAGUGCGUUUGUGGCCAACGCCGCCAGCCACAUCAAACUGAGAGGCCUGAAGAACAGAGCGAUACAGAUCUCCAGAGAGAACAAGGAGAACGAGGCCCAGAGCAGCCAGGUGGAGAGCACAGAAGAAAUGAAGAGGAGGGGGGAGUCUCUGACAGUUCAGGGCAUUCAGAUGUUUGGUAAAGGCCAGUACAGCCAGGCGGUGGACAUGUUUACAGAGGCCAUCUACUGCGACCCCAAGGACCACAGGUUCUAUGGAAACCGCUCCUACUGUUACUGGUGUCUGGAGCAGUACUCGCCGGCCCUCACCGACGCUCAGAGGUCCAUUCAGCUGGCUCCUGAUUGGCCGAAGGGGUACUUCCGUAAGGGGUGUGCUCUGAUGGGGUUAAAGCGGUUCAGUGAGGCAGAGGCGGCCAUGGAGCAGGUGUUGAAGUUGGAUCAGCACUGUAAGGAAGCAUCCAGUAAACUCCUCACCUGCCGGGUCCUUCAGCUCAUGGAGUUUGGUUUCGAGGAGGAGCAGAGUAAAGCGCUGCUGGAGAAGUUCACCAGCGUUCAGGCGGUCAUCGACUCACCAGAGGCCCAAACACUGAAGCAGGACCAGAGUGGGAGCUGUCGCUCUCUGUGGGUCGGGAACAUCACAUUGGAAGUGACAGAGAAAGACGUCUUGGAUCUCUUUAAAACGGUCGGUGAGGUCGAGAGCGUCCGGGUUCUUCAUGAGCGAUUCUGUGCCUUCGUCAACUUCAAGAAUGCCAACAUGGCCGCCAAAGCCCUGGAGAAGCUGCAGGGUGUGGAGCUGGGGAGCAGCAAGCUGGUGAUGAGGUACCCAGACCGCUGGACCCAGAGAACCACGACCCCCAUACAGAGGACCAACGGCAGCCUCAGCUCCAACGGGGCAGGAACACAGCAGAGCUCAGCUGCAACAGGGUCCAGACGGUGCGUACCAAUAAACGGAGACGGGUGCUUCUACUGGCGGACCACAGGCUGUUUCUAUGGCGACAAGUGCCGCUUCAAACACAUACCAGACCAACAAGGUCGAGACAAGAAACCAUGGCAACCUUAACUGUGUCCCAUCCCAAAACCCAACCAACAGCAGAGAAGGAAGAAGAACAGGAACAAGGAGGGGAAGCCUGAGAACACUGAGAACAAUGACAGCUGAAUGUGUGAGACGGAGAGAGUCGGAUCCGGUUUGUAUGUGAUGGGUGAAGUCAAGGGGUUGUGACUCGGACAUCAAGAGGAAUAUUACACAGAAAACCUCAGAAAGACAAAUUCACGUGAUACCGCAAAACUUCUGAUGCAAGAAGGUCCUCAAAGGAAUUUAAUUUAUUGGAACUGAGGUGUUUGGAUCCUGAUAUAAACCCUGAUGAACUCCUGGUUUCUGCAUGGAGAACCCUGCUCUGUGGAAGAAAUGUCAUCUGUCAUCAAAAGGUUUUAUUUGGACGAACGCGUUUGGUUGAACCAUAUUGGAAACACUUCCAAAACCCAGCUGAGUGACAAACUUUGUCUCAUGAACACCAUGAAGUCAAGAGUCAUUUUUAUUUAGUAUUCGAAAUGUAUAAAUA
This is a messenger RNA of Anoplopoma fimbria (sablefish), 2156 nucleotides long. Its product is annotated as stress-induced-phosphoprotein 1-like. Gene Ontology annotation, molecular function: metal ion binding; RNA binding; protein binding. Bases 119 to 1657 code for a protein of 512 amino acids. The transcript is spliced from 16 exons. NCBI's taxonomy places the organism in Eukaryota, Metazoa, Chordata, Actinopteri, Perciformes, Anoplopomatidae. The record is from RefSeq and is a predicted model, not a curated record.